AUGCACUUCAUCAUACCGACAACAAAAUCUGUUGUUCAGAUCCCCUCUACACUGGUGGCCUUCGACAGCAACCACCAGAAAAUGUCGUCAAAUCACCAGUUGUGGACUUUUUGUCUUUUGUGCAUCCUGAUAACCGCUCCAGCAUCGCGACACUCAGAGCUCGCCGACGACAAAUUCGCGAAGCAGAGCUCGAUCUUUGUGAUUAGAAUGUGGGAAUCAUGGACCAAGUACGUUGUAUCUAUUUACAGACUUUGGAGCUCGGCGACGAUCUUAGAGACUGUAUGGCGAGCAACAGUUACGUUGCAUUGCACCGAUCGGCUCACACUCCAUUCAAUGAAGGAGUAUCAAGCCAGCUCAAGCUGCAUAAGCGAUGCUUUGCUCAUCACACAACACCAUGGCUCCCGUGAGUGA
Molecule: messenger RNA, 411 nt
Organism: Lactuca saligna
Lineage: Eukaryota; Viridiplantae; Streptophyta; Magnoliopsida; Asterales; Asteraceae
Source: the annotation of a GenBank genome assembly